AGCCAGAGCCAAGGCAGCCAGGAACUUGUCCAUGGCCACGUGCACCUCAGGGGUGAAGUCAUCAGGGAACGUGAUGGCCAGCACCACCAGGAUGUUGUGGGAGAGAAUCUAAAGAGGAGGAGCUUACAUUUAAAAGCUGCAGGAAUCGCACCGACGACCACUUUAGCUUGAGGAAUCAGAAGCUGUCAUCAUGGUCGAAUGGACUGACUUUGAGCGCGCCACCAUCCAGGACAUCUUCUCCAGGAUAGACUAUGAUGUUGUGGGGCCUGCUGCUCUCUCCAGGUGUCUGAUCGUCUACCCCUGGACUCAGAGGUACUUCGGCAGCUUUGGAAACCUCUACAAUGCCGCUGCUAUAAGCUCCAACCCAAAGGUCGCCGCCCACGGAAAGGUGGUCCUCUCGGGUCUGGAGAAGGCCGUGAAAAACAUGGAUGACAUCAAACAGACGUACGCUGAUCUGAGCGUCCUGCACUCUGAGAAACUGCAUGUGGAUCCCGACAAUUUUAAGCUCCUGGCUGACUGCCUGACCAUCGUGGUCGCCGCUCAGAUGGGAGCAGAUUUCAACUGUGACGUCCAGGCGGCUUUCCAGAAGUUCCUGGCCGUGGUGGUGUCCUCCCUCCGGAGGCAGUACCACUGAGGAGCCCCAGCAACAGAAACCCUCUCCAAUUCAACCUUUGAUUUACACCAAUAAAGAAUACAAACUGAAGCACACUUAAACUGAUAUCUGUGUCUGAUUAUUGCCUUUUUCCACUUUAUGGGUUUAUUUUUUAAAGUUACUAUGAAAUAAAUGUCAAGUUUUAGGCUGUUUCCUUAAAAUAAAGUAUAAAAAAAA
Oryzias melastigma (Indian medaka) is the source of this 829-nucleotide messenger RNA. RefSeq names its product hemoglobin beta embryonic-1.2 (gene hbbe1.2). The record is from RefSeq and is a predicted model, not a curated record. Gene Ontology annotation, molecular function: haptoglobin binding; organic acid binding; peroxidase activity. The coding region runs from base 191 to 634 and encodes 147 amino acids. Gene Ontology annotation, biological process: hydrogen peroxide catabolic process; oxygen transport. The transcript is spliced from 4 exons. Gene Ontology annotation, cellular component: hemoglobin complex; blood microparticle; haptoglobin-hemoglobin complex. Lineage: Eukaryota; Metazoa; Chordata; Actinopteri; Beloniformes; Adrianichthyidae.